UGCACUUGACCCCUACAAUUGCCUAUUAGAGUUUUUGGGUCUAGAUGGAAGGCUUUGGAGCAAAUGGUGCAAACCUAAAGUUUGCCACCUCUGAUUUCUGGUAAUGCGUUCCUCACGAUGCACAAUCGCAAAGCAUCCAAUCAUUUCUCUAGUAAAAGCGUCCACCACUCUCAGAGAGCUUAAGCAAAUCCACUCUCACUUGUUAUCUACUGGCACUUUACACGACCCUCGCAUUCUAGGCGAAUUCAUAGCCACUAUUGCCCUCCACAAUCAAAAGAAUCUUGACUAUUCCGAGCAAAUCGUUAACCAUUGCGAAAACCCAACUCUCUUCACUUUAAAUUCCCUGAUCAGAGCCCAUUCUAAAGGCUCAACUCCUCCAAAGAGCUUCCAUUUCUAUAACAGAAUCCUCUGGUCUGCUAAUAACCUUUCACCUGAUAACUACACUUUCAAUUUCUUGGUCCACGCGUGUGCGCAGCUUUCAGCGAGAACGAUUGGAUUGACAGUCCAUGGUGCAGUGCUUAAACAUGGAUUUGAAAAUGAUCCGCAUGUUCAAAGUGCGUUGAUUUACAUGUACGCUGAAUUGGGUUGUCUGCGUGAUUGUCACCAAGUGUUCGAUGAAAUUCCUGAGCCAGAUUUGGUGUGCCAGACUACAAUGGUGAGCGCUUGUGCGAGAUGCGGGGAUGUGUCUUUUGCAAGAGAGUUGUUCGAUGUGAUGUCUGAAAGGGACCAUAUCACAUGGAAUGCAAUGAUUGCGGGGUAUGUGCAAUGUGGUAAAUCGAAGGAGGCUUUAAAUUUGUUUUGCGCGAUGCAAACACAAGGCGUCAAAGUAAGUGAGGUUUCUAUGGUUUCAGUGUUAUCUGCAUGCUCCCACUUAGGUGCACUAGAUCAGGGGAGAUGGGCACAUGCUUAUAUAGAGAGCAACAAGCUUCCAAUCACCGCUACAUUAGGAACAGCACUGAUUGAUAUGUAUGCUAAAUGUGGGAAUGUUAAUAAAUCAAUGGGAAUUUUUUGGGGGAUGAAAGAAAAGAAUGUAUACACAUGGAGCACUGCAAUUAACGCGUUAGCCAUGAAUGGGGAUGGGCAUAAGUGCCUUGAGCUCUUUUCCCUUAUGAAAAAAGAUGGGGUGCAGCCCAAUGAAGUCACAUUUGUGUCAAUUUUAAGGGCUUGUAGUGUAGUUGGACUGGUUGAAGAAGGUGAAGAGCAUUUUGAAUCAAUUAAAAAAGUAUACGGGAUUGAGCCUAAGCUGGAACAUUAUGGGUGUAUGGUUGAUCUGUAUGGCCGAGCUGGGCGAUUAAAUGAAGCCGUAAGUUUCAUCAAUAACAUGGCAGUUAAGCCGCAUGCUGGUGCUUGGGGAGCUUUGCUUAGUGCGUGCAGAAUGUAUAAAAACAUGGAAUUGGGCGAACUUGCUUCAAGAAAGCUAAUAGCAUUAGAGGCCAAAAAUCAUCAUGCUUAUGUUCUCUUGUCAAAUAUAUAUGCUGAUUCCAAUAACUGGGAUAAGGCAAAUUAUGUGCGACGGAUUAUGAAGUCUAGAGGUGUAAGGAAAGAGCCUGGUUGUAGUGCAAUAGAGGUUGAUGGUGAAGUUCACGAGUUCUUUGUUGGGGAUAACUCUCACCCUAGGUAUGGUGAUGUUGAUAUUGUGUAAAAACUGGCUUUAGACGAUUAUAGUUAAUGAUAAUUCUAAGAUUCAUAAUUGCUUUAUGAUUAAUAGCAUGUAUUUACCGUUAUUUAUAUGAACUAGGUGGCAUGCCCACGCGAAUUUAGUGAA
Messenger RNA from Tripterygium wilfordii, 1765 nucleotides. RefSeq names its product putative pentatricopeptide repeat-containing protein At5g40405. Gene Ontology annotation, molecular function: RNA binding; protein binding. The record is from RefSeq and is a predicted model, not a curated record. NCBI's taxonomy places the organism in Eukaryota, Viridiplantae, Streptophyta, Magnoliopsida, Celastrales, Celastraceae. Gene Ontology annotation, biological process: RNA modification. The coding region runs from base 104 to 1642 and encodes 512 amino acids. The transcript has a single exon.